AUGACCCCUUCCCUCUUAAGUAAAAAACAGAAAUCAAGUGGUAAAAAACGUGUGAGAAAUGAAAUGAAUCACAAAACAAAACUAAGGAAGUUUUUACGCAAUACAGGACAAGAGUAUAUCACAAAAAAGGGAAAAGUUAUUAAGGCGAAAGAGUUUGAUGACAAAGAUUGUGGGUGCUCAAAGAAGUGUAAUUCCAAAGUAACAAGUGAGCAAAGAUUGAAAUGUUUUGACAAGUUUUGGAAGAUGGGCAAUUUUUCAAAGCAGAAUGCCUAUCUCAGCGGUUUAGUCACAAGAGAAGCUGUCAAACAGCAUCGACCUAGAUCAAACUGUAAAAACAGAGGACCAAAAGGCGUCACAUAUCAGUAUCGGAUCAACGUGGGCCGAGUUAGCAAACAAGUGUGCAAAGUUUACUUUUUAGAUACAUUUGUUGUAUCAAAUGGAAGACUGGCCAGAGCUUUGAGGAAAGAAGAAAAUGAGCGAGAACCUGGUGAGGAUCUUCGAGGGAAAAAAACUCCUGCAAACAAAACGAGUGAAGAGAAUUUGAAUCGUGUUCGGGAACACAUUAAUAAAUUUCCACGGUACGAUUGCCAUUAUGCUCCGAGUCCAAAAGGAAAAUUUCUCAAACCAGAUCUCAACGUAAAGAAAAUGUAUGGUAUGUAUGUUGAAGAGAGUCAGUUUAACAACCAACCUUAUGUGAAGGAAAACAUCUACAGAACUGUUUUCAACGAAGAAUUCAGUCUUAGUUUUCUAUCGCCACGUAAAGAACUCUGCCCACGAGUGGAAGGCCCCAAGACACAGAACAGAACACCUCGUAAGCCAAAAUUUCCAAAAGCAUUGGCUCAUCUUGAAUCAGAAAAUAAUAUGCAGUUAAGCCCCCCACAAAAAUUUAAUUUUCCUCCUCAAUUGUUUUGCCCGACAGAAAAUGCUAAAUGCUCUUAUAAUCCUAUGGUUAAUACAGGCCUUCAGGAAAAAGAACCUGUUUAUGCACCAACUUGUCAAGCGUUAAUAACUGGUGGACCUCCAUUCUAUCAUCAGGAUCAGGCUCCACCGUCAUUUCAUAAUCAACCUCCUAGUUUUUUUAAUUUGUGA
This is a messenger RNA of Uloborus diversus, 1089 nucleotides long. RefSeq lists its product as uncharacterized. The record is from RefSeq and is a predicted model, not a curated record. The coding region runs from base 1 to 1089 and encodes 362 amino acids. NCBI's taxonomy places the organism in Eukaryota, Metazoa, Arthropoda, Arachnida, Araneae, Uloboridae. The transcript is spliced from 2 exons.